Messenger RNA from Sphaeramia orbicularis (orbiculate cardinalfish), 3020 nucleotides. It is a transcript of the gene ctnnd1, whose product is annotated as catenin (cadherin-associated protein), delta 1. The coding region runs from base 1 to 2883 and encodes 960 amino acids. The record is from RefSeq and is a predicted model, not a curated record. The transcript is spliced from 23 exons. Gene Ontology annotation, molecular function: protein binding. Lineage: Eukaryota; Metazoa; Chordata; Actinopteri; Kurtiformes; Apogonidae. Gene Ontology annotation, cellular component: plasma membrane; cytoplasm; nucleus. Gene Ontology annotation, biological process: cell-cell adhesion.
AUGGAACAGUGUGCGAGUACGGCCUCCCUGCUGGCCUCGGUGCGGGAGCAGGAGAGGCAGUUUGAGAUGCUGAGUCGAGCUCUGGAGGAGGAGCGCAGGUCAUGUGCCGGCACCCUGCCCCGCCCCCUCCCCAACAUGCAGAACGGCCGUAUUCCUUGUGAUGCAGACCUAGAGAGGCUGACACUAAGUGAGGGCUACAUCAACGGAACACAUCACUACAGGAUGGAUCCGGGCCAGAUGGUUCAGGAGACCUAUACGGUGGAGGAGGAUCCACAGGAGUUGCCACCUGUUGUCUCUGUAGAGACCAGCGACGAUGGAACUACGCGGCGCACGGAAACCACGGUAAAGAAAGUAGUGAAGACCACCACCACUCGCACGGUCAUCCCCUCGGUGUCCGACACACUAUCCAUUGAUGGUGGAGGUUCAGUGACGGGGAUGGGAGGGUACACCACACCCAUGGACCGGGUCUAUAGGCCGCCACCUGGAGGAGGCGUGGCCAUGGACUACCCCACCCACACCGUGCCUCGUAAUUAUCACUAUGGACCCCCAGUGGGCUACGACGACUACCGAGGUGGACCCCCAACUGAAACCUACGCAAGCCUUAACCGGGGCGCUCGCAUGGACGAUCGCUACAGACCCGUCCAUCCAGAUGGAUAUAGAACCCUGGAUCCGAGCUACAGAGCCCCCAGCAGGACCCAGCUGGACCCCUACGCUGCUCAGCCUCAGGUGGGGCGUAUGGGCAGUGCCAUGGAGCUGUCAUCCAUCCAGAGGUUUGUCCCUGAGCCUUAUGGUCUGGAGGAUGAUCAACGCAGCAUGGGCUAUGAUGAGCCAGACUACGGCAUGGGACACCCCAUGCACUACAGCACUGUGCCCCGGAACCACCACCCCUUCCCCCAUGGACCCCCCCGCAGGGCUGGGAGCUAUGAGGGCACCUUGGACGGGGACAUGAGUGGUCCAGGGGACAUGUACUACUGGGGGGGCGCAGCUCCGUUGGCCCAGGGCGAGAGGGGGAGCAUGGCCUCCUUGGACAGCACUCUACGGAAAGGUCCGGGUCCGGGCGGUUGGCGCCAGCCCGAGCUGCCGGAGGUCAUCGCCAUGCUCAACUACAGACUGGACCCGGUCCGGAGCAACGCCGCUGCAUACCUGCAGCACCUCACCUAUAAGAAUGACAAAGUGAAGGCCGAGGUGCGUCGUCUGAAAGGCAUCCCAGCGCUGGUGUCCAUGUUGGACAACCCAAACAGAGAGGUACACUACGCAGCCUGCGGAGCACUGAAGAACAUCUCAUAUGGCAAAGAUCCAGACAACAAGAUUGCCAUCAAGAACUGUGAUGGAGUCCCCGCCCUGAUCCGGCUGUUGAGGAAGACUCGAGACCAGGACCUGACGGACACUAUUACAGGGACGCUGUGGAACCUGUCGUCUCAUGACUCUGUGAAAAUGGAGAUCGUGGACCACGCGCUGCACGCCCUCUCCGACGAAGUGAUGGUUCCCCAUUCAGGCUGGGAAAGAGGGAGUAACGGAGGAGGAGGAGGGGGAGGAGGGGAGGAGAACUGCAAACCCAGACACCUGGAGUGGGAGAUGGCACUCACCAACACGGCAGGCUGCCUCAGAAAUGUGAGUUCAGAGCGAAGUGAGGCGAGGAGGAAGCUGAGGGAGUGCACGGGAUUGGUCGACUCGCUCAUGUACAUCGUCCAGUCCCAGAUCGACUGUAAAGACGUAGACAAUAAGUUGAUAGAGAACAGCGUGUGUCUGCUGAGGAAUUUGUCCUAUCAAGUGCACCGUGAAAUCCCCGGCUGUGAACGUUACCAGGAAGCUCCACCCCUCAACCAGGGCCCCGCCCCCUCCAGCCAGAAGGGGGGCUGUUUCAGCUCCCGGAAGAGCAAAGACGAGUGGUUUUCCAAAGGUAGGAAAGACGACGAUGCAGCUGCAGACGUAGUAGACAUUCCAAAGAGGACUACACCUGCUAAAGGCUAUGAGCUCUUGUACCAGCCAGAGGUGGUCCGUAUCUAUACGUCCCUGCUAAAGGAGUCCAAGAACCCCACCGUCCUGGAGGCCUCAGCUGGAGCUGUUCAGAACCUGUGUGCUGGACGCUGGACGUACGGUCGCUACAUCCGUGCCUUGCUGCGCCAGGAAAAGGGCCUCCCCAUGAUGACGGAGCUGCUGGCCCACGGCAACGACCGCGUAGUACGAGCCAUGUCCGGAGCGCUCCGCAACUUGGCCAUCGACGCACGCAACAGAGACCUGUUAGGUAAACAUGCAGUGCCUCACCUGGUGGCCAAUCUGCCUGGAGGUGGUCAGAGUCAGCCGGUCCGAGCACUGUCAGAGGAGACGGUGGUGUCUGUACUGAGCACGCUCCAUGAGGUGUUAGGGUCCAGUCUGGAAGCAGCCAAGACUCUGAGGGCUUCACAGGGAAUCGAGAGGCUGGUGCUCAUCAACAAGGAUGGUAACCGUUCAGACCGUGAGGUGCGUGGCGCUGGCCUGGUGCUGCAGACGGUCUGGGCCUAUAAGGAGCUCCGGCGCACUUUGGAGAAGGAUGGAUGGAAGAAGACAGACUUCAUGGUCAAUCUAAACCCCCCCACCACCAACAACAACAGAGCCAAUGGAGGAUAUGAGGACAGCACUCUGCCACUCAUAGACAAAGGAGGCAAAGGAGACCGAGAAAUGAUUCCAAUGAAUGACUUAGGACCAGAUGCCUACUCCACACUGGACCAAAGGGGGAGGAGGAACACUCUGGAGAACACACUCGAACCUGCUGACAAAGAUGCCGUUCAGGGAGGGAUGUAUGGGGAGAGACAGGCCUCUCUGCCUCUAAUGGAUUCUUACGAUGAAAAACUGAUUGUGUGCAUCAGCAGACGCCCCCCUCCUCCUACCUACUGCCCAUGCUGAACUGACCCUGGAGGACCACUAUGAGGAGGACCACUACGAGGAGGACCACUACGAGGAGGACGUCUACACCACCAAUGACACUCGACUCCAUUUGCACAUUCACUCUGCUCCUGCUCCUUCUAGUCUCCCUCUGCUCC